AGCAGGUCUGAAUUGCAAAAAAAACUACGAACAUGAAACAUAUUUCUUCAUUCUGGGCAUCGCUAUUCGUUGUUUUACUCUGUCAUGCAAGUACGUUAGCCGGUAAAAAAGGAAGACAUCCAUUCAACAAACAUGUAUCGAAAAGGCAACAGGUCGUUCAACCAGUAGCUGGUGGUGGCCUUCUUCUACAAGCAAGUCCUUUAACGGCAGCAACAAGASAAAAUGAUAGUCCAACUGACAAAAAUGAAUGCGAUGAAGCAAUGGACCUUCUAUUGGUCUUUGACGCGUCACAUUCGAUUACUCCAAUUGGUUUUGCGCUUAUGAAACACAGAGCUCUUGACUUGGUAAACCAACUUCGAAUCUCUCCUGAUGGAACCCAUGUCGCCGUGCUWAAAUACAGUACUACCAUUUCCACKUUCUUCAUGUUUGAAGAGAACGCUGUGAAGGAUAAAACGCGAAGACAAAUUAAUGCUUUGACGUUUGAUAACGGCUGGUCGCGUCUUGAUCUGGCAUUGCAGGGUGUGGUUGAUCACGUUUUCCAUCCAGCAGCAGGAGCAAGAGAGAAUGUCCCUAAAGUAGUGGUGGUGUUUACUGACGGAAAAGUAGUUGGUCCAAGAGAACCAGAUCGAAUUGUGGACUGGAGAAAACUAUUGGCCCAUCCAGUAGACCUACUGCGCAAUCAGAAUGUAAUUUUAUUUGCUGUUUCGCUGGAAGAAAACCCUGAUCGCAACGACUUUGUCAAUCUAGACCUCAUUGCAGGAGACAGAGCUCGAGUAUUCACCCUCGCUAAAUUGAAUAGUUUGGUAGAAAGCCUUAAGCGCACAGCCAAACCAGUUUGUCCGGCUUCAUCAUCGCCUUCCUCAUCCAUGCCACAACCUACACCCUCCCUUACAAUAUCUCCUACAUUGUCGGCGAAUGAAACAAGCUCAACACAAGCAGCAUCUUCUUCAGCAUCUGUCCCCWCUUCGGGAAUCUGCCCUUCAAUGACAUCAACAUGCAAACCAACGUCRACAUGUUAUCCUGUUGGUGUAACACCAUGUGUUCAUGUAUACCUCGUCAAAGUUUGCAAUACUUUCAUUAAUACACAAUGUAAAGCAUCACCAACCUCACCACCAACACCAACUACACGUGUAAUACCGACAAGUACACCUCCUGCAACUGCUACUCCACCGAGACCAGUUUGUGCACCUGGAAUGCUUUGUCCACCAGUACAGGAACCCAUUCAAAAUGCCUCUCCACCUCUUGUUAAAGAGCCGUGCCCAUUUCCACCAGGGCCUGUCCAAAAUGUGUCACCACCUCGUGGUAAAGAGCCAUGUGUAUCUCCUCCAGUUGUUGAACCACCACCACCAAUGCCGAACGUUACAUCACCAUGUCCGCYCGAACAGUGCCCUCCUUCUGCAGCACAAGGCCAAGGACAAGUACCAACACAAGGGCAAACUCAAGCUCUCCCACCGCAGAGCCAAGCACCACUACAAGCACAAGGUCAGCCCCAAGCACCAGUACAAGCACCAGCGCAGGCACCAGCACCAAUGCAAGCACCAUCACCAGUACAAGCACCAAUGCAAGCACCAUCACCAGUACAAGCACCAGUACAAGCACCAUCACCAGUACAAGAACCAUCACCAGUACAAGCACCAAUGCAAGCACCAGCACCAGCACCAACCCAGGCCCAGUCUCCAUCACCUGCACAAGGUCCAACUUCACCUUGCCYGGAUACAAACGUCUCGCCUCCAGAUGCCUGCUUACCAAGUGCUCCAACACCAGCACAAUAUCCGCCACCAGCUUCACCGAACGAGUAUCCAACACCAGCCCAAGUUCCAUAUGAAGUACCAUCACCAGCCCAAGUUCCAACGCCUUCACCUUACCCAGUMCCCGCACCUCUCCCAGUUCCGGAACCARCACAAGCACCCCCACCCGAACCAGUACCAGCACCAGUACAAGCUCCAGAGCCUUCCCAAGCACCACCGCCUGUGCAACAGUGAUACUUCCAAGCCUAAACAUAAACUUAUCUUAUGGGCAAUCCUAAUGGUUAUCUAUAGUUAUAARUCAUCUUUAUUUCACAAAGAUAAAUAGUGCGAUGAAAUAAAUACUUUGUAGCAACAUACAAGAUUCAGAAAAUAAACCAGUUAUAGGAUGGUAGUUUAUUUGAUCAUUGAUUUUCUUAAAUUAAAGUAUAGCAUAAAUUAAAUGUGUAGUAACCGUAGCCUGAUAAUGAACGAUAUACAUUUUAUAUUCAGCAGCUUUUAAAUCUUUUCAAAAAUAAACUAUUUGCA
Messenger RNA from Exaiptasia diaphana, 2273 nucleotides. Its product is annotated as vegetative cell wall protein gp1. NCBI's taxonomy places the organism in Eukaryota, Metazoa, Cnidaria, Anthozoa, Actiniaria, Aiptasiidae. The record is from RefSeq and is a predicted model, not a curated record. Bases 33 to 1982 code for a protein of 649 amino acids. The transcript has 5 exons.